AUGGCAUCAAAUAACUCAGAAAACCGGAAUCAGAUAGUUGGAGCGUUAACUUUUCCUGCCAGGGAUGAUAGUCAUUUGGAGUCGGUGCCGAUACAACCUAGACAGCCCCGAAAUUUACAGGGCCUUCUGAGAUUCGCCAUGGAAGCAACAAAAGCUGAGGAUGCACCAGGUGUCUCUGAAUUAGGUCCUAUGGAUGAAGAGAGAAGAAAAUUUUUAGAGGAAGCAUUGAAAAGCCUCACUGUUGAUGUAGCAGAGGUUCUCCAGAAAGCAAUCAAACUCCUUGUGGACACUGAAAAAAUGCAAAGCAUCCAACUUGGUCAAGACUUGCCUGAAGAUGUUGCAAUUGCGUUUAGUAACAUUCAUGAAUUUGUGGUUGAUAUUGAUGUGGCUAAUGAUUUCUACAAGUUGGGCGGCUUCGCAAUCUUCCCCGUGUGCUUCGGCAGCGAGAACGCCACCGUCCGCUCGGAGGCCAGUUCGAUCCUAGCCGAGGUGUGCCAAAACAACCCGUUCUGUCAGAACCGAGCUUUGGAGUCUGGUCUGCUUAAUGUGCUCCUGCACUUAGUACAGUCCGAGGAGGGUGUAGCCCUCGCUAAGUGCCUCUAUGCUAUUUCAUGCGUUACGCGUAACUUCGAGCCCGCUUGCCGCGAGCUCACCAGCCAGGGGGGCUGCGGCAGCCUGGCGCAGGUGCUGCGCUGCGGCGAGCCUCGCGCGCGCACCAAGGCGGCCUUCCUCGUCGCCUAUUUGGGCAGGCACCACGCACAGGCGAGAGCGCAAUUCAUUGAGAACAACACAAUCGGGAUCCUGGCCGGAGAGCUCGAGAGAGGUCUGGACGAGGGCACCUCGUGCGUCCUCAACGCGCUCUUAGCGUUAGUCGAGAGUUUGGACCCGGUCGCGCUGCAGCAGCUAAAAGACCCGAAGAUUGGAUUGAAGCAGGUACUGGAGAAACUCUCAAGCGCUCCGGAACUACAAGAGGCCGUGUAUGACGACGAGCGAGAGAGCUUGAAGACCUUGGUGGAGAUAUUCGAGAAGGUUCCAGACAUGGAGUUUGCGAAUGAAGAUGGAGCGGACAGG
Molecule: messenger RNA, 1071 nt
Organism: Iphiclides podalirius (scarce swallowtail)
Lineage: Eukaryota; Metazoa; Arthropoda; Insecta; Lepidoptera; Papilionidae
Source: the annotation of a GenBank genome assembly